Trematosphaeria pertusa is the source of this 2399-nucleotide messenger RNA. RefSeq lists its product as uncharacterized. Gene Ontology annotation, cellular component: nucleolus; TRAMP complex. NCBI's taxonomy places the organism in Eukaryota, Fungi, Ascomycota, Dothideomycetes, Pleosporales, Trematosphaeriaceae. The record is from RefSeq and is a predicted model, not a curated record. Gene Ontology annotation, molecular function: mRNA binding; poly(A) RNA polymerase activity. Gene Ontology annotation, biological process: RNA 3'-end processing. The transcript has 3 exons. The coding region runs from base 404 to 2125 and encodes 573 amino acids.
UGGCACUGUGACGUAAGGGGACCCCUACUGCCCCAAGCUUCGAGAGCCGCAAACGCACGGCUGAACCUCGAUCCCACGCUCUCAGCUCGAGCUGCGCGCCGCGAGCUUCCUCGCCGCAGUAAGAGGCACGGUGCAGCGUGCAGAGGGCGUGCUCAAUUCACCGGCGUAGGCCGCUCAGCACUGUCUGCCGCGGCCUGCGCGCGUUCCUUUCCCGCGGGGUGGAGCAUCGUUCGAUGGAGACUCAGUCGGGACCGCCGGCCCGAAGCGGCAUAGCCUCUUGGCGGCAUUCGCACCUCGCCCGGGCGUGAAGAAACUGGGUGCACGCUCUCGCGACAGCUGCAAUCGCAUCGGUCCAAGUCCCCAGCCUACCGCUGCCCGCCGUUGCCGUUGACCCAGGCCUCCCAUGAAGCCGCAUCGCGUCCGACAAGUAUGUCGCUCGCAUAACCCCUUUUCGCCCUCAAUUGCGCUGUGGCAGCAUUUCGUCCUCCCGUAUCAACCCCGUCGACAGCGCCUGUCGUCUGCCGCGGCUGGGGCUGCGGAGUCUAGCCCUCUCGAAAAUGCCAGAGAUGGUUUGCCUACGUCGUCGGCGGCGCCGACGCCCCUCGAACAGCCCGAGUCGGAAAGAACAGAGCAGGUCGCACCCCGGAGGUUCGCAAUCCACAAGGUGCUAGAUAGGAAACCACAGACCGUAUAUGCCACUGCGCAAAGUAUCAAAGACGUCGACCAGUCCUUGCUUCAGGCGAAGGCGGCCUUUGAUGGAGUGGAGGACUACACGGGCGUCGUCGUAGAGGCGCUGAAAAGCAACAGUCCUACACGGGAGAAGGAUUUACCCUGGUGUGUCGAGAAGGGAGACAAGCCUAAGGUACGCGCGUCUGAAAGAUUGAACCUCGAAAUUCGAAAGUUCUACGAGUACGCGAGACCCAGCAGAAGCGAAAACCUUGCUCGCAGACAUGUCGUCGAGCAAGUGAGGGGCCACGUCCGCCAGGUGUUGCCGGACAAUAUACUUGAAGUUUUUGGAUCAGAGCGGACCGGCAUAGCCCUGGCGACCUCAGAUAUCGAUCUCCGCCUCAUGCGACAUAAGGACCUUGAAGGCAACCAAGCAAAGCUACCGCCUUCGCGGGAAGAACGGAUAGUCUUGCUGGAGGACCUACGCCAGCUUCUCGUUCAGCAAUUUUCCCAAAACAAUGCUUACCUACUGCCUAUGUUGCGGCAUGCGCGGUAUCCCCUCAUCACCGUCCAAGACCGCGCGUCAGGUCUGGAUGUCCAGAUUGUGCUAGCCAAUGAUACCUCGGUGUCCAGAAACCUCAUGCAGCAAUAUAUGGGAGAGUACCCUUACCUCCGCGAGUUAUAUUCUGUGGUCAAGACCACCUUCGACGUCAGAGGGCUUUCGGACGUGUUCCGGGGUGGUUUUGGGUCAUAUUCCAUCUUCAUGAUGAUCGUGGCCAGCCUGCGGCACAUGCCUAACAAACGGCGGGACGGCGCAGGAGGACUCUUGCACUUCUUACGCUUCUGGAGCGAAUUCGAUACGGAGAGUAAGGGUAUCUCAAUAGAGCCGGCGUUGCUAUUCGAUAAAUCUGAAGAGCUCGUCAUGACGCCGAGGGCCAGGCAAAAGAUUCUGGACGGAAGACAACAGCCACUUCCCAAGUACAUGCUCUGCUUGCGCGACCCUGCAGACGAGACCAACGACCUAGGCCGCAAAGGCGUCUGCAUCAAACACGUAAAAGAGACGUUGCGCCACCUAUGCCAUCAACUCGAGAAGGACAUGUCCGUGAAUACAAGAUAUAGCCUGCUGGCCCCCCUCGUCGGCGACACCUACUCCCUGAAUAGGUGGCGCAGAGAGAAGCUCGAACAGCAAGGCCGCAGAGUGCUUGACCAGAUGCAAGGAUCGUUCGCAGCCACCGCGAAGGCAAUCCGCGAAGCGGAGGCCGAGGAGGCCCAGAAGAGCAAACAGGAGGAGAAAGUGCUGCAGUCUAAGCCCGGGGCGUCGGCAUCGGAUGAGUUCGGCCAAGCGAUUACUUCGUCCUUGGGUAUGCCGGCGAUUGAUGAGUGGGUGGAUGGAGGAGACGAGCAGAAGGGCGAAGCGAAGAUUGUAUAUGGGGGGCAAGACACCACCGUCGCGAGAUAAGUGUUCUUGCCGUCUUCACAUGGCGCAUGGGAGGGCCAUCAUCUUUGAGCUGACCAUGGGGGCAGCAUGGUAUAGCACGGUAUGGAGCAUAGUAUUGGCUUAGAGACGGAAAUGUACCUGGACAUAUUGUAGGAAUAGGUACUCGCGAGGCGGGUGACAUAAUGUACAAGUAUUUUGAAUUUUGCCUGCAGCCUCUAGUUUCUCUCGGCUGCGUCCCUCCAAGCGACUCAAGGGGAGUCAGAUAGCACUAUUAGACACAUCCUUUUGACCCAGG